Molecule: messenger RNA, 834 nt
Organism: Geosmithia morbida
Lineage: Eukaryota; Fungi; Ascomycota; Sordariomycetes; Hypocreales; Bionectriaceae
Exons: 3
Coding region: 1-834 (277 amino acids)
Cellular component (GO): plasma membrane
Molecular function (GO): acetate transmembrane transporter activity
Source: RefSeq, a predicted model, not a curated record
AUGUCGUCCGACAUUCCCAUCGAAAAGGACACGGGAGCCAACGGCUCGUCCGACCAGAACAACCUGACCCGCCAUGACUCUCCGCCCUACAACCCUCACCUCCACACCCACCCUGACCAGAGAGGAUGGACCAUGGCCCAGGGUGGCGCCCUCCAGCCCGGUGCCUUCAAGGCCUACGAGCACCGCAAGCUCGCCAACCCGGCUCCCCUCGGACUCUCCGCUUUCGCCCUGACCACCUUUGUCCUUUCGGCCGUCAACAUGGAGGCUAGGGGCGUGAAGGAGCCCAACAUUGUUGUCCCUCUUGCUUAUGCCUAUGGUGGAUUGGUCCAGUUGCUUGCUGGCAUGUGGGAGAUCCCUUGCGGCAACACCUUUGGCGCCACGGCCCUCGCCUCCUAUGGCGGCUUCUGGAUCGCCUACGCCAUCCUGCUCACCCCUGCCUGGGGCAUCACGGCAGCCGAAGGACCGUACGAGGGCGACGUCUACAACCCCAUCGGCUUCUUCCUGACCGGCUGGUUCAUCUUCACCACCUUGCUGCUCCUCUGCACCCUCCGCUCCACCGUCGCCUUCUUCCUCCUCUUCUUCACCCUCGACAUCGCUUUUCUCUUGCUGGCCUGCGAGAACUACGCCAACGACGCGGGCAAGUUCGAGACCGGCACAGCUCUCAAGAAGGCUGGUGGCUUCUUUGGCUUCCUUGCCGCCUUCUUAGCCUGGUAUAAUGCUCUUGCCGGUAUCCAGGACAGCAGCAACUCCUUCUACUCCGUCCCCGUCAUCCACUUCCCCUGGUCUGACAAGGGCCGCGAACUUCGUCUUCAGCGCAACCGCAGCGCUGCUUGA